Molecule: messenger RNA, 4397 nt
Organism: Manis javanica (Malayan pangolin)
Lineage: Eukaryota; Metazoa; Chordata; Mammalia; Pholidota; Manidae
Gene: GABRQ
Product: gamma-aminobutyric acid type A receptor subunit theta
Biological process (GO): monoatomic ion transmembrane transport
Cellular component (GO): membrane
Molecular function (GO): GABA-A receptor activity; extracellular ligand-gated monoatomic ion channel activity
Source: RefSeq, a predicted model, not a curated record
ACGGAGCGCACCUCGCAGCCGGCGGGCGCGUCCUGGGAGCGCUGCGUCGGGCAGAGCUGUUGGGGGCUGCGCCCCCCGGAGUCUGGGCUCUGCUCUAAGCCCCGCGUCCCCUGCUCCCCGCACCCUCGCUCCUGCCUUCUUAACAGCAACCCCCCCAGUUUGCACGCGCCCCUCACUGCCCCCACCCGCCCCUCUCCCAGCAGUCCCUCGCGCCCUCCAGCCGCCGGAGCGCCGCGGCCAUGGGCAUCCGAGGGACGCUGCGAGCUGCCGUGUUCCUUCUGCUCAUCAGGACCUGGCUCGCGGAGGGCGACAACCCCAGUCCCGUCCCGAAAUUCCACUUCGAGCUCUCCACCGUACCCGAAGUAGUCCUGAACCUCUUCAACUGCAAAAAUUGCGCAAAUGAAGCUGUGGUUCACAAGAUUUUGGACAGGGUGUUGUCAAGAUAUGAUGUCCGUCUGAGACCAAAUUUUGGAGGUGCCCCUGUGCCUGUGGGAGUAUCCAUCUAUGUCUCCAAUAUUGAACAGAUCUCAGAAAUGACUAUGGACUAUACGGUCACAAUGGUUUUUCAUCAGACAUGGAAAGAUCCACGUUUAGCAUACCAUGAGACCAACCUGAACCUGACCCUGGACUAUCGAAUGCUUGAGAAGUUAUGGGUCCCUGACUGCUACUUUCUAAAUAGCAAGGAUGCUUUUGUGCAUGACGUGACUGUGGAAAAUCGAGUUUUUCAGCUUCACCCAGAUGGAACGGUGCGAUAUGGCAUCCGACUCACCACCACAGCAGCUUGUUCCCUGAAUCUACAAAAAUUUCCUCUGGACAAGCAGACCUGCAAGCUGGAAGUGGAGAGCUAUGGCUACACAGUUGAAGACAUAGUCCUGUACUGGGAAGGCAAUGGGCAAGCCAUCCAGGGCACUGAGAAGCUGCAUAUCCCUCAGUUCAGCUUCCUGGGAAAGACGAUAACUAGCAAAGAGGUGCUUUUCUACACAGGUUCCUAUGUGCGCCUGAUACUGAGGUUCCUGGUCCAGAGGGAAGUCAUCAGCUACCUGGUACAGAUCUAUUGGCCUACUGUCCUCACCACUGUUGUCUCUUGGAUGUCAUUUUGGAUGAACUAUGAAUCCUCUGCAGCCAGGGUGACACUCGGUCUGACUUUAAUGCUCAUCCUGAACACCAUCAACUCACAUCUGCGGGAUAAACUCCCCCAGGUCUCCUGCGUCAAGGCCAUCGAUAUCUAUGUGGUUGUAUGCUUCUUCUUCGUGUUCCUGUCCUUGCUGGAAUAUGUCUACAUCAACUAUCUUUUCUACAGCCGAGGAGGGUCCCGACGCAAUAGUAGGCGACACAGACGAGCCCAAAGAGUCAUGGCCCGCUACCGCUACCGCUACCGGAGCACAGCGCUGCAGAAAGCCCAUGAAGAGAUGGUUCUGUCAGUGGAAGAGCUCCACAGUCACAUUAGAAGUGCUGCCCGGAGAAGCCCCACCCCUCCUCGCUCCCCGCCAGUACUUGUUCACACGGGAUAUGACUCUAACAAUUCCACUGUCUGCUUGAGAGAUGAUCAGUUCAGCGUAGAAGACGAGAGUGGCUCUCCUUCCUCCACACCAGUGCCAGCCCACCUGGCAAGCCUAGAAAGCCUCGGCUCUUUGACCUCUAUCACAAAGCAGGCCCCACUGGCCUCCUUAGAAAGUCUCAGCUCACUGUCUACCCUCUCAGGCCAGGCCUGGCCAGCCAGCAGAGAAAGCCUGAGCGAUCUGCCUUCCAUCUCCGAGCAGGCCCUGGAUGGCUAUGGCACUCGCUUCCAUGGUCCCGAGAUUGAGGACAGCAUUAUUCCUACUGAAAUCCGCAACCGCACUGAGGCCCAUGGCCGUGCAGAGACCCAUGACCCAGAGGACCCUGAAGAGACCUCCAGCUUGGGUGAGAACCAUGGUCAUGGCCCCAGUAGGAGGCAUCUGCUUGUCCUCAGCCAGAGGUGUGUGCAAGAAGCAGGCUGCAACCUUGAUGAGAUCCGUAGCUUGCCUGAUGACGUCAAAGUUGAGAGUGGCUUCCUUGGCCUCGAGAAGCAACUCAAGCAUGCUGUUGAGACAACCUGGAGCCUUGAUGAUGAUUUCAUGAGCUUUGACGAAGACAAGGACAGUAAUUCAGAGUCUGAGGACAGUUAUCCGCCAAGCCCUGGGUGCAGCUUCACUGAAGGAUUCUCCUCCAAGCUCUUUCACCCUGACUACGUCCCUAAGGUUGACUGGUGGUCCCGGAUCCUCUUCCCUCUUGCCUUUGUGGUGUUCAACAUUGUUUACUGGGCCUACCAUUUCAAGUAGUUCCCCAUUGCCCCAGAGAGACAGGGCACUGUGCUGUGCUCCUUUCACAGUCCUUAUGGUUCCGUUUUGCCUGCUUUUCUUUGUUCAUGUUCUUUUCUUGUGGUUAUCCGGGCAGUCGAAUCAGCCCUGCCUUUCUCUUUAUAAACAUGAGGUGAGGGGUAGUGGGAAAGGAUGUGUUCUGGCUGGAAGGAGAGGGAUUGAAGAGAAGCUGGAAGUAAGUAGCACAGUAAUUUUCCUUUUCUUCUAGAAGACUAUCACUUUUUCAAGGACUCCUACCAGUUAAUGCACACAGAAAAGCCCCUGGAAAUGUCUAGGGGACUAAGAGGAGCCACAUUGGAGCACAGAGGAAGGAUCAAAGUCCCAUGCACAAACGUUCCUGAGGGCUUUUCUAUUCUCCUGAGGUUUUGAACUUUCUGUUUUGUUCCUCCGAGGGAUCACAGCCCUUUCUCCACACACACCCCCACUUAGGAUUUCGUGGGAGGAGGUCAAGCUGCUUGGGCUGAGCCGCACAGGGGCUUGCACAUGUUGAGAGCUGCCUCUAAGGAGCUUGGGAAAUCUUGAAUGUGCCUUUUCCCCACUAUUUUUUCUGUUAUAUUUUGAGUGUGGUGGUGUAGCUCAGGGCUGACGGUGCAUGUGGGUGGGCAGGCGGGUAGGGGUGCCAAGCGAGACGUCAGGGUAGGUGGGAGAGCAUGUUUCCCAUAGGAGCUUGCAGGGAGUGAUAGAUGUCAGGUGAGCAAGUACCCAGAUUGGAGAAGUGAGAAUUUCUCUUGUCUACAUGUGUGCAUCAGAAUGCUUGACAGCAGGGCCUCCAUACAUGUGUCUAGGUCAGAUGCUUAACUGACCCACAGUCACAGAGCAAGCACUUGGUGAAAGGCUAGCAUUAGGAAAGUUCACCAUCUAAUCUCAAACAGCAGAUGAACAAUUGUUGUGAAUCUAUAUACUAAUCCUUUCUGUUUGUCUAGUGCAUACCUAAGUACCAACAAGCUUACUGACCGACAACAUCAUCAGACUGUCACGGGAGCCCUGUAAGCCAGGGAAGGCUCAGGACCUUGUGCCCAGUGUUCCAAGGGAAAACGAGCUUAUGAACUAAGCUGGGGACAUCCAGCCAGUGCGUGGUGGAGCUGCCCCACCUGCUCUUUCUUCUUGUCCUCUUAAGUCUCAACUGAAAUGGACCCCUUCUUCCCUUCCCCUUUACAAAAGGGGGUGUUCUGUCGGCUUCUGCUUAUCUGCCAGGCACCAGACAUCACCCUGCAGCACGCAGAGUGUCUCUGCAGGAAGAGGCCAUUGACGACCAACACGUGUGAACCGAGCACGGGGGGCAUGGAUGCUGCCCCCGCCCCGGAGCUCCUAAGGCAGGAGAAAGUAGCCUACGCUCCAGUCUGCCAAGCAGCCCCACCUGUGUUCCUCAUUCCUCCCCAGGCAGCCUCUCCUGCAGCUCCUCAGCCACCUACCCUGUUAACUGUGCUUCUGUGUUCGUGUCCUUGUGUCUGCCUGGCUGUGUGUGCAUCAGGGUAGUUCUGUGCACACAUACAGCCAUUUGAGAAACUGUGUAGCUCCACAUGGAUCAGUGCAAAUCUACAUCGUUGUGUGUAUGAGUGUAUGCAUGACAACGUGUGGAUGCAUAUAUGUGUGUGCACGCAUAUGAAAGUGUAUGACUUUCUGGCUUCUCUAUGUGUGUGCUUGUGUGUUCUGAUGUGGGUGUAUUGUGUGUGUGUGUACAGUGCACGUGUGCCUAAAUAAUUCCGUGUUUAUCUGAUUGGAGAGGGUAUGAAAAGAAAUACACCUGAAAGCGUAUAUAUUUCCUGUCGGUGGCUCUUCUAGAACCACCACAUUCCCUUGGCCUCUUCCCACAUACAUGGGGGGGCCCGAUUGGCCAGGCUGGUUAACUGUUUCUCUCCAAUUCCUCUUCCAGGGAGCAGUGUCCCCCAGUCCCCAUCCGCUCCGCUCCUCUUCCCUCUACCCACCUGUGCUGUCUCCUGGAUACAAGACACAGGAGGGAAUGUAGUCCUAAGAAGUGAUCAUUUAGUGCCUUGAGGUAGAAAGCGCUCAACGGCCUGGUAAGCUGGGAGCACACAGCAUUUUGCUGUGUCCUGGAAA